CAUGGCCGGGAGCCGGAGCAAGGCCUCCCUCCGUGUGUGGCUGGUGUGCCCCGCGCUGCUCGGCUGUUUCCUGCUGGGCUUUCUUACAGGGUGGUUUACAAAACUGACUGAGAAAAACCCCAACUCUUCAAAUGUGCAUCAAAAUGUGAGACAGAAAUUUGUGGCUGAAAUGAAAGCAGAGAACAUCAAGAAAUUUCUUCGUUCAUUUACCAAGUUGCCUCACCUCGCAGGAACUGAACAGAAUCUUCUUCUUGCCAAAAAAAUUCAAGGCCAGUGGAAGGAAUUUGGAUUGGAUUCAGCAGAACUUGUUAAUUAUGAUGUGCUUCUUUCAUACCCAAAUGAAGAGCAGCCAAACUACAUUUCACUAAUUGAUGAGCAAGGGAAUGAGGUUUUCAAUACAUCGUUGUUUGAACCACCUCCACAGGGGUAUGAAAACGUUACUGAUAUACUACCACCAUAUAAUGCUUUUUCAGCACAGGGAGUGCCAGAGGCAGAUCUGGUGUAUGUGAAUUAUGGCCGUACAGAAGAUUUUUUUAAGCUGGAGCGUGAAAUGGAAAUUAACUGUACAGGAAAGAUUGUCAUUGCCAGAUAUGGGAAGAUCUUCAGAGGAAACAAAGUUAAAAAUGCCAUAUUAGCAGGAGCCCAAGGGAUCAUACUUUACUCUGACCCUGCUGACUACUGUGCACCUGGAGUAGAUCCUUAUCCAAACGGCUGGAACCUGCCAGGUGGAGGAGUCCAGCGUGGGAAUGUAUUAAACCUGAAUGGAGCAGGGGAUCCUCUGACUCCAGGUUAUCCUGCAAAAGAGUACACUUUCAGGUACAAGGUUAAUGAAGGUGUAGGGAUUCCCAAAAUUCCAGUUCAUCCUAUUGGAUAUCAUGAUGCAGAAGUGUUACUGCGUGCAAUGGGAGGACCUGCAGCUCCAGACAGCAGCUGGAAGGGAAGUCUCAAUGUGCCUUAUAAUAUAGGGCCAGGAUUCACAGGCAACUCUUCUGCAAGAAAAGUCAGAAUGCAUGUUCAUACAAGCAACAAAAUCACACGAAUUUGCAAUGUCAUUGGCAUCCUCAGAGGAGCUCUGGAACCAGACAGAUAUAUUAUUUUAGGUGGUCAUAGAGACUCUUGGGUGUUUGGUGGUAUUGAUCCAACCUCUGGUGCUGCAGUUCUGCAAGAAAUUGUACGGAGUUUUGGUAAAAUGAAGAUGGAAGGUUGGAGACCUAGGCGAACUAUUAUUUUUGCUAGCUGGGAUGCAGAAGAAUUUGGAUUAUUGGGUUCCACAGAGUGGGCUGAGGAAAAUGCCAAAGUCCUUCAGGAACGGGCAGUCGCUUACAUCAACGCAGAUUCUUCUAUAGAAGGUAACUACACAUUAAGAGUUGACUGUACCCCUCUUCUCUACAAACUGGUGUAUAAUCUGACAAAAGAGAUUUUAAGCCCUGAUGAAGGUUAUGAAAAUAAAUCUCUUUAUGAGAGCUGGCUGGAGAAAGAUCCCUCAUCUGAAAAUAAUAACUUUCCCAGAAUAAAUAAACUGGGGUCAGGCAGUGAUUUUGAAGCUUACUUCCAGCGACUGGGAAUUGCAUCAGGCAGAGCUCGUUACACCAAGAACAGGAAAGCAGACAAAUUCAGCAAUUAUCCUGUUUAUCACACUGUGUAUGAGACAUUUGAGCUAGUGGAAAAGUUUUAUGACCCCACCUUCAAGAAACAGCUAACAAUUGCCCAGUUACGAGGAAAACUGGUUUAUGAACUGGCAGAUUCCCAGGUCAUUCCAUUCGACUCUAGAGACUAUGGAGAAGCCUUAAAAGGAUACAGCAACAGAAUUUAUAAAUUAGCCAAGAAGCAUGAGGAACAGCUGAAACUUUACAAAGUAUCAUUUGAUCCUCUUUUUUCUGCUGUGGUGAACUUCUCAAAGGCUGCUUCUGAAUUUCACAGGAGACUUGAACAAGUUGAUAAGAAAGAUUCGGUUGCAGUGCGCAUCAUGAACGAUCAGCUGAUGUUGGUAGAAAGAGCUUUCACUGAUCCUCUGGGCUUGCCAGGGAGGAAGUUUUACAGACAUGUUAUCUUUGCUCCAAGCAGCCACAACAAAUACGCAGGAGAAUCCUUCCCAGGAAUCUAUGAUGCCAUGUUUGAUAUUGAAAGCAAAGCUGAGCAACAAGAAGCCUGGGAAGAAGUGAAGAGGCAGAUUUCCAUUGCAGCCUUCACUGUGCAGGCAGCAGCAGACACACUGAAGGAAGUAGCAUAGGAUGAGGGCUUUGAAAACUCCCACAGCAGAGUGUGGCACACAGAGCUGUCAGGCUGCUGCAGUGUCCCAGACUGCUGCCCUGCCUGAGUCUCCAGCCUCCCAAAGCACAUGGCAGGUGAGCAGAGCUCUGUGUGCCAGAGAGCUCCUGAGCUAGGAACUGCUGCAUCUCUGCUACUGACAGAACUGUAGCUUCAUGAA
Molecule: messenger RNA, 2428 nt
Organism: Melozone crissalis (California towhee)
Lineage: Eukaryota; Metazoa; Chordata; Aves; Passeriformes; Passerellidae
Product: N-acetylated-alpha-linked acidic dipeptidase 2-like
Exons: 19
Coding region: 2-2230 (742 amino acids)
Molecular function (GO): carboxypeptidase activity
Source: RefSeq, a predicted model, not a curated record